Messenger RNA from Cylindrotheca closterium, 3705 nucleotides. The record is from the annotation of a GenBank genome assembly. NCBI's taxonomy places the organism in Eukaryota, Bacillariophyta, Bacillariophyceae, Bacillariales, Bacillariaceae.
AUGUCUAAAAAUGACACAACACAUACUGUAAUUUGGAAUGAAUCUACUAUGGAGAAAUCCAUCUCGACGCUGGGAUUGGACGACCACGGCGAAUCCACUAACACUUGUGAGAAUAAGAUAGCAUGCCCCUGUCACCGCUACACUGCGAUGGCGAAAGUUGAAGAGGCUUUGCUAUCCAGCGACCAAGUCAAGAUGAUGAUCCAGUGGUUGGAUGGAGAAACAGAUGCAGAAGCUUUGCGAGCUCAGAAGAUUCUGUCUUGUGGGAAGAGAUUCAGAUGUAGAUAUCGAUAUGGUACAUCUUUUGCUAUUUUGAACUGUAUAAGGGAUGUGUGUCAGAAGUUCCUCGAACCGCAACAUGGAGAAGCCACGACGCAACUGAACAAUGAUCAAUCAUUGCCUCGACCAGAGUUCACGACAGCAUCAUCAUCAUUCGAAACUACAUUCCCAAAGUUAGGAGGCAGCGACAAAGGAAAUAGUAAUACAAAAUUCAAGCCACAUCUAGCAGCUUCCAAUAUCCUCAUACCAAGAAAGAAAUCAAAGAUGAAGAAAGUGGAAGCAUCAUCUCUCCAGAAGACAAACACCAAUACUGUGACUACCUUAGUCGGCAAAACGAAGAAAAAAAGGAUACGGCCUCAGCUAACCCAAGCAACAACGGUCCCAAAUAACUCUGUUUGGGGACAGCAAUCGUCCAAUCUAGGAAAUAGAGAUGGGAAUAUUUCAAAACUAACAGGGAAGAAUCAAAUGAUGUCGCUGGAAAGUCGAAUGAGUGGAGCCAAAGACCAACAGGUAACAACAAAAGUAUCAAACGCCUGGGGUGAAUCCAAAGUAGCUGUAGUGGUGGACUUGACUGAGAAGUCUCGACCUGUUGCGCAACCUAUAGUAUCAGCCAAGCCAAAUGUGGAUCAACUACCGAAUGCAGUACAACCAAAGCCUGUCAUAGAAUCGCCAGAGUGUCACGUAUCUCGACUGGUCCAAAUCUACAUUGCCUUGAUUAAGAAUAUGCUCAUACCAUCGACCGCUAUGGAACUGCACCUGCUCAUUCGGUUGUUGGCAGUUGACGGUGAGAAUUGCAAUCCUGUAGUAAUGACCGAAACGUUGGUGGAUCCAGAGGGGGUCUUUUUCCGGUCCAUCUUCUCCAGCCCAGAAAGAUGCAACACAUUUGCUGCAAAGGCGUUAUCUGAGCUGGGGGAUAUCAUUGAGAACCUAAGUAUACCUCUCCUACAGUCACUUAUUCAGUGCGUUCCACUCCGGAACAAGUGCUCUUCUUUGGUGGACCGCCUCUCCGCUAUCGUACAUGAACGUAUUGGGUGUGGGCUUGGAGUAGCGGAAGAUGUUGUUGGAACGCAUGCAAUCUUGAGUCUACCAUUUGAGGCAGGGAGGGAUUCACGGCACAACUAUAAGACUCAAGCAGAAAUGUCAAUCUACAAGAACCGCGAAGACACCAGGGACUUUUUCCUUCAUCAGUUGAGGGUAUACAUGAGUGAGAAGGGCAAAGGAUUUCAAUCACAAAAUAUGGAAAAUGCAAAAGAGAAUCUACGGAGAGAAUCGAGAAAGAUUAUUGGAAAUGUUCUUAGUGUGAACAUGCCUUGGUUUGCUGAAUUUCUGUGUGAGCUGUUGUUGCAAGUUGGCCUGUCUCCAGUUCAAGAAACUGACGAAGAGGUGUUGAACAUUGCUGAUAAAGACAAGUUACAGAAACUACACAAACGGUUCUCUAGUCGAACUUCCCAUACGAACAAGAGUAGCAAGAAACUAGUUCUUGCCAAGCGAAAAGAAUCAACAGCAGGCUCUCCCUGGAUGGAAGCACAAAUUAGCUUUCCGGGAUAUCAAGAGUUCUUCUUCAUUUUUCUCUUGUCAGCCGAUAGCUACAACUUGGGAGUGCACUUUCGAAAUCACCUGGUCGCCACGAUUCUAAGGUUAUCGGCAGAUCAUGAAGUGAAUCACUUGGAGAAACGGAUACUAGACCUACAAAUACUGGCACGCUUCCUUGGUUUCUUGAUUUUUUCCCCGAACUGGCACGAUGGCGGGUUGGAGUUGACAAAAAUGUACCCUGACGAUAGAACAAUGAGAAUUUCGGGCGGAAUGCAACAACUAGACUGCCUUGGAUUAUCGUGCAUAACCAUCAUUGAGGAAUCUUGGCUCCAGGGUUAUUCAAUUUUGACGGUGCCGUGGACAAUUGAGCUUUUAAGAAUGGCAAAGUGGGACUCGUUAUCGCUUACCUCGAGAGAAUUUCGUCAAGUCCUGGCUAAUUUCCGCGCACUUCAGAGUCGUUUGUGCGCUGGCGGUAACGAGACGACGCCACGAUUUGGCCCCAGUAUGCAACUUGUUUUAUUUUCAUUGGAAUCCUUUUUCCACUCGAUCACCGGACUACCGAAGCUGACAUCAUUGCCUGUGGACAACCUUCCUGAAGCGGAAGAUUUGCCAGAAAAAUGCCUAGACGUGAUUGCUGUUGGACUCAGUAUGGGGUCAACGAUUGCAUCGAUCCAGCACAUUGAGGAUCUUUCGAAUCUCCUAGAUUCUUUGAAUAGUUCGCCGAUUGGUAGAUCUCCCAUCAAGACACGGAAGCUUAGACCAUCAAUUGUCAGCCACGGGCUAAGUGUUGCAACUGAUAAAGUGAUGGAUGAAUCGCCGCUGAAGAAUGCCUCUGGAAACGCUUGGCAGCCCUCCACCCGGGCCUCGUGGAAUGAGCUGGGGAAAAGGGGCGAAGGAGACAUUGUGAGAAGGCUUCAAGACGCUUUCUUUCAUCAUAACCAUGGCUUGAAGGAAAUAUGCGAAUUUGCCAUUUGUCAAGUCAUGAAGAAAACUAUCAAUCAGCAAGUCCUACAUUCCUAUUGUAAAGAUGCAUUUGAUCAACGAUCGAUUCAUCUGUCCAGCUCGGAAACGGACAUCGAACAAGCUCGGGCGUAUGCCUUGGAGUUGUCAAAUACUUGCCUGAAACAAGAUCUAGAGCAUUCUGUGGAGACAACUUUGAAGGCUCUUGGACCUUCGAACCUUCAUGACAAGGUACUGGAAGUGGCGACAUCAUUAUCUGUGACAAAUGGAAUGCAAACUGGGCAACCGUUGCUUCAUGCGCUGGUUUUGAACGAAGCAGACGGAUAUAUGAAUGCUCUAAAGCGAGAAGAAAAGAAGCAGCUCCCUCGAAAGGUGCUCACCUUUAAUGACGACGAGCCAAGCCUUGAUGAUGUUAUAUUUUCAUUGGGAGCUUUAUAUGACUAUCUGGACAACAAUGAGACGAGCAAAUGGGGUGUUCACGACAUUGUCCAGAGGAUUGAAUCGGCCAUAGAUGGACUGGCUAAAUUAGAAGCGUCAAUGGGAAGUGCUAUUCCAGAAGAAUCAGGUCUCCGAAAGCUAUACGAGGUACUCUUCAACCUUGAUGCAAUGUCAGCUGAUUUCCUUGAUUGGUGCGUGGCACUUGACGCUGUCGACCAAUCUGUUGUUCUUCCAAAGUAUUUUCAACUCGCUGUGCACUUUUCCAAACACACAAGCUUUGGGCUUAGGCAGUUAUCAGCGCGUAUGGAUGACAAGAUCUUAAAGUGUUUAUUGUUGUCAUGGCCAGAGAACUCAGUUGCAACUACGGAAUUGGCUUCAUUGCUAUCAGAUAUGGAAGAUGCAACAAUAGUCCAAUUGGAGUUGUUGCAAACCGUUUUGAAAGAAGGCACAAGCUCAAGGGCUAUGGAUAUUCUUGGCAUCAUCGAGCGAGAUGAUUAG